This is a messenger RNA of Plodia interpunctella (Indianmeal moth), 1267 nucleotides long. It is a transcript of the gene CSN5, whose product is annotated as COP9 signalosome subunit 5. NCBI's taxonomy places the organism in Eukaryota, Metazoa, Arthropoda, Insecta, Lepidoptera, Pyralidae. The transcript is spliced from 6 exons. Gene Ontology annotation, molecular function: deNEDDylase activity; protein binding; metallopeptidase activity. Gene Ontology annotation, biological process: protein deneddylation. Bases 165 to 1211 code for a protein of 348 amino acids. Gene Ontology annotation, cellular component: COP9 signalosome; cytoplasm. The record is from RefSeq and is a predicted model, not a curated record.
UUGUCAUGUCAUGUCACCUUUUCGAGUUUGUCUUGUCAAUCGAACAUCGAACAAAAAAAUAAUAUCGUCGGACAUUAUUGUUUUAUAGUUUGCGACAAAAUUAUUAUAGAUUUUCCCGUUCUGCACAAAGUUUAUAAUCGUAGUGUAAUUAGAUAAACACAAAAAUGGCAUCAACAAGUGCCGAUUCUCAGUCCACCAUUGCUCAAAAAACGUGGACAAUGGCGAAUAAUAUUGAAACUGUAUCGAGUGUUGAUGAUAUUUAUCGUUACGAUAAGAAACAACAACAAGAUAUACUUGCGGCAAAACCAUGGGAAAAAGAUCCUCAUUUUUUCAAAGAUAUCAAGAUUUCAGCACUAGCUUUGCUGAAGAUGGUGAUGCACGCACGUUCUGGAGGGACGUUGGAAGUUAUGGGACUCUUAUUAGGUAAAGUUGACGCAAACACUAUGAUUGUGAUGGACUCCUUUGCAUUGCCAGUUGAAGGGACAGAAACUCGUGUUAAUGCACAAGCACAGGCUUAUGAAUACAUGACAGCUUACAUUGAGGCAGCCAAACAGGUUGGCCGACAUGAGAAUGCCAUUGGAUGGUAUCACAGCCACCCAGGAUAUGGCUGCUGGCUCUCUGGUAUUGAUGUGUCCACUCAGAUGCUCAAUCAAAACUUCCAGGAGCCAUUUGUAGCCAUUGUCAUUGACCCGGUCAGAACAAUUUCUGCUGGAAAAGUAUGUCUUGGAGCUUUUAGGACUUAUCCUAAGGGAUACAAACCAGCCAAUGAAGAGCCCUCAGAAUACCAAACCAUUCCUCUCAACAAGAUAGAAGAUUUUGGUGUUCACUGCAAGCAAUAUUACUCUCUAGAAGUUUCCUAUUUCAAGUCAUCCCUAGACCGUAGGCUGCUUGAUUCUCUAUGGAAUAAAUAUUGGGUGAACACUCUUAGCAGCUCCAGUCUCAUCACCAACGCUGAUUAUACUACAGGACAAAUAUUUGACCUGUCCGACAAGUUGGAACAGAGUGAAGUGUCUUUGGGUCGAGGUGGGUUCAUAGUCGCCGGCGCGGAUCCGCACGAGAAGCGCACGGAGGACAAGCUGGGCAAGGCCACGAAGGACGCGUGCAAGACCACCAUCGAGGUGAUCCACGGCCUCAUGGCGCAGAUGAUCAAGGACCGCCUCUUCAACAGCGUCAGCGGCCGACCCGCGCCACCCACCCCUAUGAUCGAGUGAAUUAGUUGUUAAGCCCUUUAUUGUGUAGUUUUAAAUAUAAAUAUUGCGUAUAUGUA